Molecule: messenger RNA, 2778 nt
Organism: Necator americanus (New World hookworm)
Lineage: Eukaryota; Metazoa; Nematoda; Chromadorea; Rhabditida; Ancylostomatidae
Exons: 22
Coding region: 1-2778 (925 amino acids)
Biological process (GO): establishment of epithelial cell polarity
Cellular component (GO): cytoskeleton
Source: RefSeq, a predicted model, not a curated record
AUGCAUGAAGGGCGAUCGGCGACAGUUCGUCUGCUGGAUGGCGAAUGUCUGGAAAUUUCCGUGAUCGCCAGACUUUCCGUGAACGACGUGCUUACGCUGGCCGCACAUCAUUGUCGACUUCAACAAUCCGAUGCCCGCUAUUUUGGACUCGCAUUUGUUGACAACAACGAUCAUUACCAUUGGCUUCAACCUGGAAAACAUUUGUUGGACUACGAAUUCCCCGGUGAUAAGGCUGUGAUUCAAUUAACGCAUAAUGUUCGAUUUUUUGUUGACUCAAUAGUAUCCUUGGAAAAUCCAGCCGUUAUUGAAGCAUUUUUUCUUGAAGCACAUCAACAAUUUGUUAAGGGACAACUCGAUCUUUCAAAUAUUGAUUACGUUCGAGUCGGUGGUCUCCUACUACAAAUUUAUCGUGGUGAUUGGAGCGAUGAUCCUUCCGUAUUGAAUGAUAUGGAUUCGCUGGUCCCGUAUCAUUCGCGGUUGCUCAGACAGUACGGUUUGAAUAAAACGUCGUUUGAGAAACAGGUAUUGAUGGAGUACGCUCGAUUACGAGGGAUUCAACGUGGUUCGGCUAUCGUUUCGUUCAUGCAAAUUGUCGAGCAAUGUUCCAAAUACGGUAGCCGAUUGUAUCGUGUAUGCGAGAGCGGCGGUUCCCCAUGUCUGUUGUCCAUAAAUAGUCGUGGAAUUCAACUGUACGAGAAUAUGGACACUUUUCGACCGAAAGAUAGCUUCUCAUGGAGUCUUCUGGAUAAUCUCUGCUACAAAGAUAGCACAUUUUCUAUAGAAGUACGUGAUCCAAGGUCUAAACAAAUCCCAGAUUUGAAUGCAUACGGUAGUACGUUAGUUCCAGACGACGAUUUAGCGCAGGCAGUGAGUGAUCCAACCACUAAAGUUUCUAUAUCUCGUCGGUGCCAACAAUCAAUUCCGGCUGGGAUUUGUGUGCACACAUUCGUAUGUGAAUCGGGUUUAUUGUGCCGGACUAUUUGGAUAACCGCAAUCUCACAACAUCAAUUUUUUCUCGAUCAAAAAGAACGGGAACAGCGUGGACGACCUGCCGGAUCUGCUGUUGAUCAUCGAGAACUGGGCGAGAGGCUAAAUCGACUAGUCAGCAAAAGUUCCAUCGGAUCCAGUUUGCCGUCAUUGAGUUCCCUCCACUCUUCAUCAUCGCUCAAUACGAUGCCGUCGGCGAAAGUGGCGGAUGGAUCUUGCGCGAAUCUUCCGACGUUGAAGAAUGGACUAAGACAGAAAAGUGGCGAGGAUCGACAGCGCGACAUCGAAUUGUACAAAGUUCUUCGUGGAAGAAAAGCGGAACUGGAAGAAUUGUUGAGAACACGCAUUAAUGAACUACGAUCAAUCUGUUUACGGGAAGGAGAAAUUACUGGUGAGAUGCCGGAAGAAAUCAAAACUACGCUGAGACCGGGUGAAGAGAUGCCAAAAUUAAAGAAACGAGUCGGCACAUCGUUCUCAAUCCCGGAGGAAAUAUUGAAAUGUGAUAAGGCCGACAAAAUCAGUCAACUAGAGACCGAUGUCGAGCUGCAUAAAAAAAUUGUUGCCGCAGCUGAACGUCUUGCAAAGGACAAAACCAUGAAUAAAAGUGUGCGAAAGAAGAGGCAAAAGGAUUUGGCUGCAGCUGCUAUGAAAUUACGAGGUUUGGAAUUAGGAUUGAAUCAAAUGCGAUUGAGCGCUAGUAAACCGGAUGUUAGCUCACUUGAAAGCAAUGGUAGUGGAGGAUCAUGGACUCCAUAUCCACAAACGAACGGUAACCCUGCUUUGACGAGAGCGGUUGCGAAGUCGUGUCCGACCACACCGCGCGGGUCCGUGCCGGAUUUAUGUCCUUCAAACGGUGAAAAAAGUGACUACGAGGAUGAUGAACAAGUUCAACGACGAGCUCCGAGCUCGAUGUCUCGUCGUUCGCUGCAUCAACGAUUCUCGGAAGCAUCCACGUCAAGUAACGGUUCACUUGGCCUCCCACCACGUGCAAAUUCACGACGUAGCGUUGCAACUCGAUCCAUAACCAGUGACGAACUCGAUAACCCGCUAAUCAACUCUGUACCCGUUCCUGAGCAAGCCCCUAUCUACGAAAACAUUGGUUAUCGGUCGACCUCGUAUCGAAGCAGCUAUCGCCAAGCUCACUAUCCUACACUUCAGGACGAGCAACACCUACGAAAGAGAGCGUUGUCGGCUCAUUCCAUAUCGCAAACAGAUGUUCCGAAUAGCGUUGGUUACAGUACUCGAAUUGAGAACACUUCGUUUCAAUUCAAACAAACGGCGAAGUCACACAUCCCUGAGGAUGAUGAUCUCACACCAACCGUGGAACAUCCAGAACCAUUGCGACGACUACCUACUAGUUUCUCUUGUCAAGCUGGAUUUUCUACGGCGAGUCUGGAUAGGAGAGCUAUCGUACAGAGGCCUUCACCGUCAGCAGCAAAUGGAGCCGUCGCCUCAACACGACAUGCACAACAGUUCUCGAUUUCUCCGUCCCGAGGUCAUUCUCCCAAUGCUCAUCGCAUCACUACCUUUCCAGUUUGCAGUCCAUUGACCGGUGGCUUUGAUAGGAAACCGUUUUCUUCGUCGGAUCUGCCUCGUUUCCCAGCGAUGACAAAUCGUCCCGGUCUGGUGCAGUUCGCGUCUCACGGCUAUCAACUAAGUCGUGGUGUGCCAGCAUCAAGUUCGGCCGGAAAAUUACCAGCACAUGCGGAUCCGCAUAUGGAAGCGCUACUCGACUACUACAAAGGGCAGUCGAACCAGUCCGCGUCACCAAAAACUGCCACAAUAGUCUAA